Molecule: messenger RNA, 845 nt
Organism: Scylla paramamosain (green mud crab)
Lineage: Eukaryota; Metazoa; Arthropoda; Malacostraca; Decapoda; Portunidae
Product: putative defense protein Hdd11-like
Exons: 5
Coding region: 69-623 (184 amino acids)
Cellular component (GO): membrane
Source: RefSeq, a predicted model, not a curated record
AAUUAAGCUCGUGUGUGUGUGUGUGUGUGUGUGUGUGUGUGUGUGUGUGUGUGUGUGUGUGUAUUAAGAUGAUUCUUCGACUCGUGGUGGUCAUAACGCUGCCAGCCGCCGAAGUCAUAGCCAUGCGCGCCCUUCACCUGCUGCUCUGUCUGGUGCCCCUAAUGCCGCACCUCGCCCUCUGCUACCCUGACUACGUGCCCCAGUCCGCCUGUGAUUGGCUGGCACCCUGGCACGAGCCCUACACGGAUCCUGCAGAAGGCCCCGCUCCUUACAAACUGAGGAUCUACCAUAGUCAAGCCCCUGCCGGCAUCCCUGUUCCUGUGAGCGUGGUGGGGUCGCAGCCUUUCCUCGGGUUCAUGGUGCAGGCGCAUGAUGCAGGCAGCGGACAGGCCGUAGGGUCUUGGCAGGUCACCCCACACAUCCCCGCCACCACCAUGACCUGUAGCAAUCCGGACAACACUGUGACUCACAACAGCAGGGUGAGCAAGCAACUAGUGCCCCUGGCCUGGCUGCCUCCUAAGGGUUACAACGGCACGGUGUUCUUCAAGGGGACAGUAGUGGCGACCUACACCACAUAUUGGACAGACAUCGCCUCCGCGCCCUUCAGAGUAGUGUCCGUGUAACCACCUGGCGCCGUGUGUGACCUCCCUGCGGUGGCCCACAACACUCACUCACCCGCUAUUUUUUUUUUUUUCUUUCAUUUACUUAUAUUCUGGAUCCCUCCUCUUGGUUCAUGUUGAUAUUUUGUAUGACUUAAUUAGUUGUGAAAUUAACAUUGUUUUUAUUGUUAUUAUUAUUAUUAUUAUUAUUAUUAUUAUUAUUAUUAUUAUUAUUAUUAUUAUUAU